AUGGGUGAUGGAUCAUGGGUAUCUACCGAGCCUUCUACACGCGUUUUAAAAGAGAGAGGAUUGGAAAAGCUUCCAUUAAACAAUGACGAGAACGCCAAAGACAGCGAUCCCACAGCUGAAAUCUCCGUGGCGAAACAGUUGGAAGUAGAAGGAACUUUUGCCCGGCUCGUGCCUCAAAAUAAGUAUGCUCGAGAUGCGUUUCAGAGGCUGGCUCAAAGCUCUCGCGACCACCCGGCAUAUCUCCACCACAAACAAUUCGUACACGUCGAUGAACGUAAAGACAUCGACCUGCUGGAUCGGGAAGACUACUUCAUAUUUUCUCUCGGCCUUCUACCAGAAUUCCCCGCCCUUGGCUGGAGGAUCGGAAAAGGCAGAUUGAACCGACCAAAUCUGUCAGUAGACAUCCGAAUUCACGACGGCGAAGGAAUGGCCGGAGUGCAUGCUCGAUUCUGCUGGGUGAAAGGCGGUGGAGGAUUUUUCCUCUUUGCAGACAACCUUCGUACGGUACCCGUAAUCUUGAAUGGAGAAGUCCUCAAACGAACUCAAAGAUUGAUCCCGUAUCGAAACUCCAUUUCCCUUGGCGAGUGCAAUUUUAGUUUGAAGUUUGAAGAGCGGACACCGGCGCUCGAGGAACAGUUCCAAGUAGAACUUUCCGCCUUCUAUCUCAGUGUUUUGCGCGAAAAUACGCCGUUGCUGUUGCCCACUCCUUCCGGAAAUGAAGUCACGAUUGGAAACUGGGUCGUCAGAAAUCCCAUUGCAAGCGGAAGUUAUGGGCGUGUUUCUGUUGUUUCUCACAUGCAGACAGGACAGCCUGCAGCAGCAAAGGAGUUGUGGAGAACGCCGCGCAAUAAAUUCUCUGUUGAUCGUGAGAUAUUCAUUGCGAAAUAUCUUCAAAGUCAUCCGCAUAAAAGACUUGGGAUCCCAUUUGAAUUCUACCACAAGAAAAUAGUGGACAAGGCAGAAAAGUUACGAUAUGCAAAAAUUCUGGACGAAAAUUGGAGUCCUGGCCAAGCAGACGCAAUUGACUUGCACAUCUUGUACAGCCCUUUGUCAACGAGCAAUUUCUCAGCAUUGAUCAAAUCCAAAGCCUCCAUUGAGACCCGAACACGCCUUUUUACUCAAGUCCUAGACGGUGUCGCUUUCCUUCACAGUCUUGGUAUUUCACAUCGAGAUAUCAAACCUGGAAAUCUCAUGGUCAAAUCCUAUGAUCCACCGGAUGCUCAAAUUAUUGACUUUGGUUGUGCAACCACCGUUCCACGAACUUUGUAUGAUAGACCAGGAACGGUCCCAUACCUUGCUCCCGAACAGUGUGAAAAUCAAUGGCAUGACAAGAGUGUUGAUUAUUGGGCGUGUGCCCUGGUCGGAGCCGAACUUGUAGGUUUGAAGAGACGAACUAAUGAGAGGAUCGCAGGCGAGAAUUAUCUGAUGUUGUGCUACUGGCUUGAUAAUUACGAAGGGCCAUCUGGACAAGCUCUUAUUGAUGUGUGCAAGGGAAUGCUUAAAAUGGAGCCGGCUGAACGGAUGACUGCUGCUGAUGCUCUGGAGAAGCAUCUUUCCGACUUUCAUAUAGACGUGAAUACGGGCCUGAAACGUGCGACUGAUGAAAACCAUAAUUUGGUUUUAAAAGCUGUUCGUGUGGUCCAGCGCUACCUCUGGAAGUCGACAGCAAUCUCACCAGCCAAACAACGACCCGAAAUGUCUACCCCCAACUUUGACAUCAAUAACCUCUUCGGAGUUAAGGGCAUUGUUGCCGUUAUCACUGGAGGUGGAAGCGGACUGGGCCUCUAUGUUGCCAAUGCUCUGGAUGCAAACGGAGCAAAAGCAGUCUACAUCAUUGGUCGUCGCAAAGAACCCCUCGAAAAAGCGGCAAAGCAAAGCGUGAACGGAACCAUCAUCCCUCUUCAAGGCGACGUGACUUCCAAAGACUCGCUCGCAUCACUUGCCGAGCACAUUCAAAAAGAACAAGGCUUCAUCAAUGUUCUGUUCGCAAACAGUGGCGUUCUUGGAGUCCAGAGCUCCCAACUCAACCUCCCCAAAGACCGCAAGCCAACCCUCAAAGAGCUCAAAGACGCACAUUGGGCUCCUCCUAUUGAAGACUUCACCCAAGCCAUGAAUGUCAACAUCUCCGGCGUAUUCUACACCAGUCUUGCUUUCUUAGAACUUCUAGACGAGGGCAACAAAAACGGAAACGUGGAACAAAAAUCAAACAUCAUAGUAACUUCUUCCAUCGCCGGUUUCUCUCGCCAAGUCGCGGCCGGUUUCUCGUACUCGGCUUCCAAAGCAGGCGCCACUCAUCUGGUCAAGCUCUUAGCCACACAGCUCACGCCGUACAAGAUCCGUGUGAAUGCUAUUGCUCCGGGCUUGUUCCCUAGUGAAAUGACCGAAGGCAACCCAGUGUUUGCUAAUGGCGAUCCGAGGAAAGAGGGCGGUGUUAAGACCGAAUUUGUGCCGUUGGAAAGGAGUGGGACUGAGGAGGACAUUGCGGGCGUUGCGCUCUUUUUGAUUAGUAAAGGAGGCGCAUAUUUGAGUGGAAAUGUCAUUGUACCUGAUGGAGGCAGAUUGGGACAGAUGCCUGCUACAUACUAG
Messenger RNA from Lachnellula hyalina, 2586 nucleotides. Its product is annotated as Short-chain dehydrogenase/reductase. Bases 1 to 2586 code for a protein of 861 amino acids. The record is from RefSeq and is a predicted model, not a curated record. Gene Ontology annotation, biological process: protein phosphorylation. The transcript has 3 exons. NCBI's taxonomy places the organism in Eukaryota, Fungi, Ascomycota, Leotiomycetes, Helotiales, Lachnaceae. Gene Ontology annotation, molecular function: oxidoreductase activity; protein kinase activity; ATP binding.